AUGGAUAAGUAUGUCACAAGAUCGAAAAUUGGGCAUCCAAGUUCUAGCUCUACUCAUCCAUCUACCGCUUCAACCAUAGCUCCGAAAACUCAAAGGAAAACAUUUAUUUCAGAUGUUGAUUUAGAAUCUCUUGAAGUUGAUCCGAGAAUUAGAAAGCCCAUUGCAGAAUAUAAUCCUAAUAUACGUGAUGAUAUUAGGAGAUAUUAUAUUCUUAAAAAGUCUUGCCAACCAAAGGAUCAUAAAUUUCCUAAAACUAAGUUUGGGAAGGAAAUGCGGCAGUUUUUUCCUGAUUGGUUUAAUAAUCGGAAGAUGUUGGAGUAUAGCAUAACAAAAGAUGUUGCAUUUUGUUUGUGUUGCUACUUGUUUAAAAAUGAAUGUGAAAGUCGUGGAGAUGUGGUUGAUGUUGCUUUCACAAAGACCGGCUUUAGAGCUUGGAACAAAGCUAUUGAAAGAUUUAGAGCUCACGUAAGAGAUAUAAAUAGCAUCCACAACAAGUGUUUCAACAAGAUGCUUGAUUUGAUGAAUCAAUCACAGUCAAUACGCACUUCCUUUGACAAAAAGUCCAAGAAAGAAAAAAGUGAGUCUCGACGUCGCUUGAGUGCUUCAGUUGAUGUGACAAGAUUUCUCUUGAAAUUAGGAUUAUCAUUCCAUGGACAUGAUGAGAGUCGAUCUUCUUCAAAUAGAGAAAAAGCUCCAAAAAAUGAAAUGAUAUGUUCUCCAAGUAUUCAAAAGGAUAUUGUUGAUUCUUGUGCUAAGGAAACAAUCAAAUCUAUUCUUGAAGAUUUAGAUGAGGAUUAUUUUGGGAUACUAGUCUAUGAAUCAAAGGAUGUAUCAUACAAGGAGCAAAUGACACUUAUUUUGAGAUAUGUUAACAAAGAAGGAGAAGUGAUAGAACGAUUUGUUGGUAUUAUUCAUUUAACAUUAGUGUCUCUUGCAAAGAAGGAUUCAAAUGUAGAUGACUUUUUUUGCUUAGUUACUAAUAUGUUAAAUAUUGCUGGAGCAUCUUUUAAGCGCAAGGAUUUACUUCGGAAACACCAAGCUGAACAGUUAGAGGAUUUACUCAUAUCAGGGGAAGUGCAUACUGGGCAAGGAUUAAAUCAAGAACGUGGGCUUCAACAGCUAGGUGAUACUCGUUGGGGUUCUCAUUAUAGAACAUUAGAUAAUCUUAUUGUUCUAUUUCCAUCAGUUAUUCAUGUGUUUUAA
Solanum verrucosum is the source of this 1203-nucleotide messenger RNA. RefSeq lists its product as uncharacterized. Lineage: Eukaryota; Viridiplantae; Streptophyta; Magnoliopsida; Solanales; Solanaceae. The coding region runs from base 1 to 1203 and encodes 400 amino acids. The record is from RefSeq and is a predicted model, not a curated record. The transcript is spliced from 3 exons.